GGGGGAGGGGGGGACGGCGCAGCAUAAUCGCCAGGCAGGGGAGGUGGGGAGAGAGCGAACAAGACGACGGAUGAAGGUGUCUCCUCGGCUUUUACCGUUCGCGGGGGACCAGGCAGUGGCGUGCAGCCCCUGAGCUUCCAGUGCAAUUCAGACAUUACGUGCAUUCAGCAAGCAGUGCACAACAGGAAUGAACCAUCAGUGGGAAACUGGUUACUCUGCUCUAGUUGGCUGCAUUUAACAAUGGCCUCUUAAUUUUGUAACAUGUUUGAAGAAGAACUAUAAAGAAGAAAGGAAGGAUGGCCGGUUGUGGUGAAGUCGAUCACUCAAUCAACAUGCUUCCCACAAACAGGAAGACAAACGAGCCAUGUUCCAGCUCAGCACCAUCUCUUAUGGUCCCUGAAUGUGCUAUCUGUCUGCAAACAUGUGUCCAUCCUGUGAGUCUGCCUUGUAAACAUGUCUUCUGCUAUCUGUGUGUGAAAGGAGCUUCCUGGCUUGGAAAGCGAUGUGCACUCUGUCGGCAGGAGAUCCCAGAGGACUUCCUUGAUAAACCAACCUUACUAUCACCUGAGGAACUCAAAGCAGCCAGUAGAGGCAAUGGGGAAUAUGCUUGGUACUAUGAAGGCAGAAAUGGCUGGUGGCAAUAUGAUGAACGUACCAGUAGGGAGCUGGAAGAUGCUUUUUCUAAAGGUAAAAAGAGCACUGAAAUGUUAAUUGCUGGGUUCUUGUAUGUGGCAGAUCUUGAGAACAUGGUUCAGUAUAGGAGAAAUGAGCAUGGACGUCGCAGGAAAAUAAAACGGGACAUAAUAGAUAUUCCAAAGAAGGGAGUGGCUGGGCUUAGGUUGGACUGUGACUCUAAUGCUAUCAAUCUAGCAAGAGAGAGCUCUGCUGAUGGUGCAGACGGUACACCAGCUCUAGGGGCUGCUGCUGGGCAGCCUCUAGCAACUGUUUCUGUUAGACCCCUACCUUCACUAGAUGGUCAGCUGACAAGUCCUGCAACGCCAUCACCUGAUGCAAGCAUUCUAGAGAACUCUUUUGCCAACUUACAAAUAAAUGGAGACAGUAUGGUUGAAAGGAGCCAUAGGGGAGAGGGAGAGGAAGACCAUGAAUCAUCAUCUUCUGGUAGGGUGCCAGUUCUUGACACCUCCAUUGAGGAAACAGAAUCGGAUGCUAGCAGUGAUAGUGAGGAUGUGUCUGCCCAGCUUCAGCUGCCUGCAUCCUCUGCUCAGCAGAGACAUCUGAAUGCAAAUCAGCCAGCCUUGGAUAGACCAGUGGCAGGGAAUGGGGUGGGAAACACCAGUGUAAGAUCUAGGAGGCCUGACGGACAGUGCACAGUAACUGAAGUUUAAAUCUAGAGCCAUGUUUUGAAAACUCAAGUCUUGUACCUGUAUAUUUUGUCUGUAUUGACAUUGCACUCCAGUCUAGCAGUGUGUUUCAAAGUGUUUGGGGGUGGGUGGAUGGGAAAGAGGAAAAACAAACUUGAGCCUCUAACUUCAAAGGCAAUCGCUUAACAUGUCUUGGCUGGAAGACUUUCUAUGUUUAAAAAUAAAACAAAAAACUGGGGGGGUGUUAAUGGUUUGACAGCUACUUAGCAAUACCCAGUUUUGUUUUUGUAAAUGUCUUUCAUGUUUUAUUUUGUAGUAUAUUUCCCCUCUCUCAGUGAAACCCUGUCCUCUUUUUUGACCAAUGUAUAUCCACUGUAAAACUUGGAGCUGUCAUCAUUCUCUGUUGCAUUAAGUAACUUUACUAUCUGCAUGGAUCGAUGUAUGGGAGGAACAUUAAAACUGGAAAUGGAAAAGAGUUUGGGUAUGAGCAGGAUGCUUAAUUUUAAUGUGAGAAAAUAGGUGUGACUUCUGAACUUCAGAUGUUUUACUAAAACAAAGAGCAAUCAUCUUCCUGAAUGAAAUGUAAAAAUUCUGUUGCAGAGUUUUACUUGUAAACACUUCAUGAUGUCUUCAUUGGCUCUUCUGUCUAGUCCCUGUAGCUUGUUUGAGUCUCUUGAUCUGUCUUGUUUUUGUUACAAAAUUUAUAAUUUAAUAAACUACAUUUUAUCAACAAUCUGAACACUG
This is a messenger RNA of Gekko japonicus, 2066 nucleotides long. It is a transcript of the gene RNF146, whose product is annotated as ring finger protein 146. The coding region runs from base 297 to 1346 and encodes 349 amino acids. Gene Ontology annotation, biological process: ubiquitin-dependent protein catabolic process; Wnt signaling pathway. The transcript is spliced from 3 exons. NCBI's taxonomy places the organism in Eukaryota, Metazoa, Chordata, Lepidosauria, Squamata, Gekkonidae. Gene Ontology annotation, molecular function: zinc ion binding; poly-ADP-D-ribose binding; ubiquitin protein ligase activity. The record is from RefSeq and is a predicted model, not a curated record. Gene Ontology annotation, cellular component: nucleus; cytoplasm.